Scomber scombrus (Atlantic mackerel) is the source of this 11578-nucleotide messenger RNA. It is a transcript of the gene mindy2, whose product is annotated as MINDY lysine 48 deubiquitinase 2. The transcript has 9 exons. The record is from RefSeq and is a predicted model, not a curated record. Gene Ontology annotation, cellular component: cell periphery; cytosol. Bases 5327 to 7309 code for a protein of 660 amino acids. Gene Ontology annotation, biological process: protein K48-linked deubiquitination. NCBI's taxonomy places the organism in Eukaryota, Metazoa, Chordata, Actinopteri, Scombriformes, Scombridae. Gene Ontology annotation, molecular function: cysteine-type carboxypeptidase activity; cysteine-type deubiquitinase activity; K48-linked deubiquitinase activity.
UUAAACGAUGAAACUUUAUUAUGCAAAAUGACCACAUUAAAACAGAUCAGAGGAGUUAGUUUGGUGGUAACUAGUGGUGUAUGGAUGUCAGUCAAAUGAGUGUGUGAAGGGAGAGACAACAUAGGGUCCAUAUCAAACAAUACAUUUCUUUAAUAGGUUAUGAGCGAACAAACAAACAGACAAACAAACAAGGGGGUUAAAACGUACCGCUAUACGCUUAACAAAAUAUUUAUUUAUUUAUUAAUUGGUUUAUUUAUUAUAACCUAGACCCAUGUUGAACACACAAGGUGAUACAAACUUGUUUUCUAUUUAUUUCAAUACAGCUAUUAAAAAACUAUAGGUCAUUGAACCGCUCUUGAACAGUAAACAUGUUUGUAGGGCACAUACUCGGCUAGCAGUCUGAAAACAUACACCAGACUGCUUUUUGAGAUUGUUUGUAUUUAUCAGACCGCAAGUUGUGUAGGAGCUUUUAUGCCAGUGAAUACAUCUGUGGUGUACUUCCGCUAAUCAUGACUUCCGGUUUUACCAACUUUUUGGGGAGGGGUUUGAGGUUGUACAGAGGACAAAUCCCUAUUUCUGUUUUGUUGUUGUUGUUUUUGUUGUGUGUGUGUGUGUGUGUGUGUGUGUGUGUGUGUGUGUGUGUGUGUGUGUGUGUGUGUGUGUGUGUGUGUGUGAGAGAGAGAGUGAGUGUGUGUGUGUGAGAGAGAGAGUGAGUGUGUGUGUGUGUUUGUGUGGUGGGGUUUGGUUUUUGUUUGUUUUGUUUAAUUAGAUUUGGUUAUUAAAAUAUAAAAAAGGGAAAAAAGAGUAUAUUUUAGUUAUGAGUGUAUGGGCUCAUGUUUACAUAUUAUGUUAGAUAUGAACAAGAGUAGCCUACACUGCAUAAACUUUCCUAUUUGAAAAGGUAACAUAUUAGUCUAACUAGUAAAAUUAGUUAACUAACUAAUUAAAUAAGAAAAUCGAUGAGAUAAGCAAAAAUUACCCAAUAAGUUUUCUUGAAACUAGCAUUAAAAUGAUUCCCUAUCCAACAUGAUCUAAUUUAAAACUAGUUUUGAAAAAAAGGCUUAGAUUAUAUACUAAUUGAAACAUACUUGUAAAUAUUAUAUUCCGAUUCUGCAAACUACGUUUCACUAUAGGUGCAAUUAAAUUCCACCCAAUGCACCUUUAAGUCUGUUUGGCUUCACAUAAGAAAUAAACUGUCAGAAAUUCAAGUUAAAGAUAAUUGAAACUACAAUACUUGUAUUUAAAGUUACCUAAAUUUCUGAGAUUAAGAGUUGUGGCAUGUGUCUGAACCAGCAAGCUACCAGGGCUUACCUUUUCAUUUUUUUCACUUUAAGAAUUCAUGUCUUCAAACACUUUGCUUUGAGUAAUAACUGUGUAAUCCACGUUUUAGACUUUGCAUAGGGUGCUUGACAGAAAUAUUUGUCUUUGAUUUAAAAAAGAAAAAAGGUUUGAUCACACACAAACCACAAAUAUAAAAAUAAUAAUAGAAGAUGAAAUAAACAAUAAACAUAUUGAUGAAAUAAACAAGUCUGUAGUAAGAGUUUUUAAGUGGGCUAUAAGACUUGAAAAAUUGACUGUACAAAGGAUUGUGCUACGGAUCAAGAAAUGAAGUGUAUGAAAUAGUGAAAAGGUGAUAAGAGCAACAUAAACAAACAAAUAAAUAUAAUAUGUGCAAUAAAUAAUUAAAUUAUGUAAUAGUGGAGACUAAAUGCAAUGUACACCCUUUAAUCCAGUCUGAUGAUAUAUAUGAAAGUGGCCUAUUCCUGCAUCUGCUGGUAUUAGGUGAUGUAGGUGUUUUUUUGUUGGGAUUGGAUGGACACCCCUGUAUUAAGUUACAGACUGAUGAAUUUACACAUGUAAAUUACAAUUCAAAGCUAGUUUUUUCAGUUAAGAAUGAGGGCUCACAUUAAUACAAGAGAUAAAAUAGUGGCUAUGAAGACUUUCUUUUAAAAAGGACAAAUCUAAGAAAAACAUUGACCUGACAGUCUCAGUGUUCAUUUCCUGCUUUGGUUUCCUUUGUAAACCACAUCAUUGUGCGUUAUCCGGUCUCUGUGUUUCACCUUUUAACAAAUCUAAAUGACCCAACUGUUAAGUCUGUGUUUGUCCAUCAGUGGUAAGUUAUUGCAUAAUGAGCAAAAGACUUUAGACUUCAAUACUACAUAAAUACAAUAAUAAUUGGCAUGAACUUAAAUAUGCUUAAAUAUGGUUUGUGUUUUUACAUUGAUUAUUUUCAGGUUUAACACAUCAGUCCUCUCAGCCACUUGCCACAAAUAUGCCUGUGGGUGCCUUUCUGCAGCUCAGGUGCUUUAUGUCCCAGAAGCUGACCAGGUAACAAUUAAACACUUAAAUCAAUGUAUAGUUGUCCUGUUGCCUGUAUAGAGAUAAAUAAUAUGCAGACAGAUUGGUUUAGUACUCCCUUUGGCGUUAAACAAAUGAUAUUCUUUCUCCUAAUCUAUUUGCUAUUUAUGUUAACGAUUUGGCCCACAACAUCAAAGAAUCGAAUCUGGGUAUACACAUGGACAAUUUAACUCUUGGAAUUUUGUUGUACGCAUAUCAUAUUGCUCUCCUUGCUGAAUCAGAGGAUGAUUUACAGAAAAUGUUGAAUCUUCUCAUGACAUGGUGUCACAUAUGGAGAUUAUUAAUAAAUCAAAGUAAAACCCAGAUUAUUCAUUUUAGAAAAAAAGGCACUUCAAGAAGUAAUAAAAAUAUUACUUUUGAUGAGUUUAUGAUGAUGGAAGCGGGAAUUAAAUUGUUAGCAAAUUCAUCCGGGAGGGCAUUAGGGUCUGUGGUUAGACUCUUGGAUAUUCUACCUAUUCACAACUUUAUGAUGCUUGUGUCCCUCCCAUAUUAAAUUAUGCUUCAGGGGUCUGGGGAUUUAAGGAAUCUAAAACUGCAGAUUCCAUAGAACAGAGCUGCUCGCUGCUUUUUAGGUGUUCAUAAGUUUGCUCCGAUUUUGGCUGUUCAAGGUGACAUGGGCUGGCUUCCUGGUUCUAUAAGACGUAAUUGUGAGAUGAUUAGAUAAUGGAAUCGUUUACUCAAUGUGUGAAUAAGAUACUUAUUGACCCUUAACAAGAAAUCAAAGGUCCUUAGUGGCACAGCUGAGAACAAUCCUUCCCUUGAAUCUUGAAGUCGGCAGAUUUAAAAACAUUCUUAAAGAUGAAAGGUUAUGUGAAUUAUGUGAACUCAACGAAGUUGAAAAUGAAUCACAUUUUCUUUUAUAUUGUCCCUUGUAUGAUGAACUGAGAAUUCCAAUAUUUACUGAAAUGUCUGUUAAAAACCCAGAUGAUGAUGAUAGAAUGGAUUUGUUGUUUAACUUUAAUGUUUUUAAGUUUGCUAAAUAUGUAUCUGAAGUCUGGAAAAGGAUGGUUUCUAUGUUUAAUUGCGCUAAUGUCUGUUAUCUGGUUUUCAUUUGUUAUUAUUUGUUCCUUUUUUUUGUGUCUUGUAAGCCCACUUGGGCUGGGCACUUCUGGUGCAUGACAUAGACACAAAAAAAUCAAUCAGUUAAUCAAUUAUGACUGAUUCCCCAAUCGCCUGCAUGCUCUACUCCAAAGUAGCUCUUUAUUUCAAAAUAAAAAUAAUGAAUUUAAACUAUUUUGUAUUUAAUCAUCACACCAUUUGAUAGUUUAGAUUACUAACAGCUAAAAUAGCAAUACAUUGGGUAGUGAGAGUGGUAUUGAGAGACAACAGUGAUACCUAAUCCUAUUCUAAAGAAAUUAAGUUUAAAAAAAAAAAAAAAAACCUAACAUGUCUCCUUAGCUGCACUUGCUCUGUUCUGUUAUCAUGCAUUGACUGAAGCUAUAUCUAUCAAUUUAAUGUUUUAGGUUACAGGUUGUUACGGUUAUGGCUUUGUUUGGGUACCCAAAUCCAAAAAUGAAGGAAAUAUUUUCAUGCAGUUUGAGAGAAUGAUCUUCCUGAGAGACGUCAUUGGGUGAAAGUUCCCUGAUGCUUUCUCAGCAGGGUCAAAAAAAAAAAAAAAAAAUUCUCAGCAUGGUCGAGCAAUUGCUGCCACCUGGUGAAUCUAAGGAGUUACUGCAUGUUUAUUGGUCAGAGCUCUCAAAUUAAGUGGGUUUACCCAGAGUACAGCAGUUCAUGUAGACCAGUGUGUACUGUGUCUCUACUUGCUUCAUUCCUAAACAACCUAUUUUAUUUUCACGCUUAGCCUAAACGUGUUUUUUUCUUUUUGUUGGUAUUUUUUUGUCUUUAAUUGCCACUGUUUUGAGACAAAUGUGCGCUCUGUAGAAAUUAAAUAUGCCAUUGAGUUUGUAAUUGAGUUUUGAAUAAAAUUAGCCACAACAGUCCACAAUUUGAAACAAAAUAAAAAUGACAGUGAUUGAAAAUUUAAACCAAUUAAUGUCGGGAUUAUUGGGGUUUUGCAACUAAUAGAAAUACAGACGUUAAAAAAGGACUCCUGUUUUCAAACCACAUAAUAUUAAUAAUAUUAUAUAUACUAUAAACAAUGUUUAUACAGUCCAUGGUUUAAAACUUGAAUGUAGUUCAAACUCACACAGCCAAUAAAUUGCCUCAUCAUUUCCAAAGUCUCGUUAAUCCACACGGUAGUACAGUAGUGUGUUCACGCGAGAUUAUCGUGGCAAAUCCCGUUCAUGCUUCAUUCACGGACUCCUCGUUCUACACUGUUACAAAAGGCCACAGUAUCUCCCCAUUCAAGGAAGACUUAACCUUUAUUGUGGGUUGUUUUUUUAAUGUUGUAGCACUUUGAUAUGAAUUAUUAUUAUUAUUAUUAGUAUUAUUAAUGUUGUUGUUGUUGUUGUUGUUGUUGUUGUUGUUGUUGUUGUUAAAUAGACCACGACUAUUACCUUGCUAAGUACAGACAAAAACAUGACAAACAAGACCAACUCUACAUUUGCCUUGUUCUGGGAAAUGACAUGGAAGAUACCAUACAUGUUAGGCCUAAUUCAUUGAAACACCCAUUGUAUAGCCUAUAUACUGUUUUUUACAUUAACAAUAUAAUUAUGUUGCUAAAUCGUCAGAUUCUGUAUAAACAGAAGGACCUAAUAUACCAUACACCAUAUGUAUGCUUUAUUGUUGUGGUGAAAAAUAGUAAUCUUAAAUUAUACUUAAACUAUUAUUUUUAAAAAAUUAAACAUUACCUAUAAUUCAGCCGCUGACAUGUGCCUUAGCCAAUCACUGAAUAAUGUUUGAAGAAAUGUGAAGAAUACGAGCCCUCCCAAACGCACCACCGUCCGGCCGUUACCGCCCCCUUUACUCUGAUGACGUCACUCGCGGAGUUGUCAUGGCGUCUUUGGGACCGAGGCUGCUGCUGCUGCAAUUUAGCUAAAAAAAAAUUGUCGACAAGCUGUUAAUCGAAAUGGAGAAAAAUGCAAACCUGCACCGAGACAUUGACGGGAGCUCUCUGUGCGCCACGUUCGCUGGAGAGAUGGGCGACGUUAAGGCUGUCGGCGGAGUGAAAGGAACAGCGGAGAAAUGCAAGAAUAGUGAGGCUCCUCUCAGUACUUUGGUUAACGUUAGUCGUAAUAACAGCACCACAAACGUUAGUGCUCCCGGCACCGUUAAUGUCAUUGCCAGUGCCGGGAAGUCUGACGUGCCAGAUGUGAUCCAAGUCCCCCCGGUGCAGGAGGAGAAGAAGAAGAAGGACACCGAGGCGAGUGGGUCGUGGUCCGGGGAUCAGAUCAGUAACGGGAUGGGGCAUGAGUCUAUACUGGCUGCAGGAGAUAACGAGGGUGGUGCCCUAAAGUUAGUAAACAACAAAAACGACGGCCCGUCCUCACCUUCCGCCGGGGAGAGUGCAAAUGCCAAGGCUGAGGUUUCUGCUUGUGGAAAUAACGAGCCGACAAAACUUGCCAAACCGACUCAUCUAUGUCCGGACAGCGCAAUCACAGCAAGCGUCAAACCGGGGCUGUCCUAUGAUCACACCUUAUCGGAGGGAUUGCCGAGUGGGAGUGACCCCGAUCCCAGCCUCGGCGGAGAAUCCCGAAGCAUUGAUUCACUUGAGUCCUUCUCCAACCUCAACUCAUGCCCCAGCUCUGACCUGAACAGCGAGGGGCUGGAGGACAGAGGGCUGGCCCUGGCCCUGCAGAGCGAGUACGGGGUUGAUGGGACGAAGACUUCGUGCACCAAGGACCGGGCCGCCGGCCAGUCCAUAUACCACAUUAAGUGGAUCAAGUGGAGGGAGGAGAACACGCCGAUCAUCACUCAAAACGAGAACGGCCCGUGUCCAUUACUGGCAAUUAUGAAUGUCCUUCUGCUCGCAUGGAAGGUUAAGAUGCCACCUAUGAUGGAAAUUAUAACUGCUGAGCAACUGAUGGAAUAUCUUGGAGACUACAUCCUGGAAACCAAGCCAAAAGAGAUAUCAGAGGCUCAGCGGUUAAACUAUGAGCAGAACAUGAGCGAUGCCAUGGCAGUGUUGCACAAGCUGCAGACCGGCCUGGAUGUCAAUGUGAAGUUCACAGGGGUGCGAGUCUUCGAGUACACACCAGAAUGCAUUGUGUUUGAUCUACUGGACAUCCCUCUCUACCAUGGCUGGCUGGUCGACCCCCAGAUGCAUGACAUUGUCAAGGCAGUGGGCAACUGCAGCUACAACCAGCUGGUAGAGAAGAUAAUAUCCUGCAAACAGUCAGACAACAGUGAGCUGGCAGGGGAAGGCAUUGUGGCAGAGCAGUUUCUGAGCAGCACAGCCACUCAGCUGACGUACCACGGCCUAUGUGAGCUCACAUCCACAGUACAGGAGGGAGAGCUCUGUGUCUUUUUCAGGAAUAACCACUUCAGCACUAUGAUCAAAUACAAGGGCCAGCUGUACCUCCUGGUUACAGACCAAGGUUUCCUGACAGAGGAGAAGGUUGUGUGGGAGAGCCUGCAUAACGUUGACGGAGACGGCAACUUCUGUGAUUCAGAGUUCCGAUUGCGGCCUCCAUCGGAUCCAGAGACUGUGUACCGCGGUCAGCAGGAUCAGAUAGACCAGGACUAUUUAAUGGCGCUGUCGCUGCAGCAGGAGCAGCAAAGCCAGGACCUACAGUGGGAGCAAAUCCCUGAGGGUAUCAGUGACCUGGAGCUGGCUAAAAAGCUCCAAGAGGAGGAGGACCGACGAGCCUCCCAGUACUACCAGGAGCAAGAGCAGGAGCAGGCGGAAGCAGCUGCAGCAGCAGCAGCGGCACAGGCACAGGUGUGGAGGGAGGGCUUGAGGGAGACCGAAGCAGCAGGGUCAGCAGGAGCCUGCAGAGGGAGACGAGGCGGACAGAGGGGGAGCCGUAGCUGGUGGAGCAGCCGCCGGCGCUGGGACAGGAGCAGCAGCUGGAGCCACACCCAGUCCGGGAAAACAGUCCUCCAGCGGUGAACGCAAACCCAAGAAAGAAUCGAAAGAUAAAGACAAAUGUGUCAUUUUGUAACAUACAGCGCGUGAGUGUGCGUGUUUUGUGCAUUUGCUUAUCUGUGAGAAAGGGGACUGCAUCUGUUUCUACGUGGAUAUCAGACACACAACGCACAGCCCCGACUUGACAACAAACAAGGGAAGGAGAUGUUUGACUAACAAGAGGAUUUGCUGUUCCCAAACCACUGGUGCCUGCUAUCCUCUAUCCUCAGCGGAACCUGGACAUCAGAGGAAGGGACACUACAACGACAACUACCCCUUAUCUUUGAUAGAGUCAGCCAAACUUUGUUACAAGUUGCACAGUGCACUAUAUUUGUGAUGUGAGGUCAAGUUUAUUUGGGGUGGUACAUUUUAUAGCAAAAGACAUCGUGAAGAAACAAAAGAUCACCAUGUCAACAUGUUUUUCUCCAAAAAAACAAACAUUCAUUUCUUUUCUUUUUUUUAAAUUGCAGCUUAUAAGCUUUUUUUUUUGUAACACAGACCCACUUUGUGUCAGUUUUUUAAGUUAGCCGUUAAUGCCAAGAUUCACAUUUUAUUUAUGUAUCUGUGUAACAGAUAGCUUCUGGGAGAGAUUUUAUUGUUUUUUUCUGUGAGCUGAAAGGGAUUUUUGUCCUAAAUAUUGCCUGUUGGAAAUUAACGUCACACUAUUUGUGUCCCCCCUCCGAAACACUAUGUAUCUACCAAGUCAUAUGAAUUCUUACAGGGUUUAACAAUGCCAGAUAGCUGCCAGAUACUGUAGCUAGGUCACAAUGCUCAUCACAGCUUGCCCUGUUCAGAUUUGCCUUACCAGAGUAUGGCAGUGUUGUAUUCUGCUCUGUUUGAAUGUGAAUGUGUGUUUGUUUUUAUUUGUAUGGUAUAUACAGUACACGUGUGCUAUGUGGUAUAAUGGCGUAUGAUAUACAAGUACAUGUCUUAGUUCCUGAGUAUCACUGAUGUAACAGCAAGUUUGGAAAUAGCCAAAUCUUUUUUUUACGCUGUAUGAGUUAAACUACAGAUAUGGGACAUUUAAUGUCUUUUUACGUUGCGAUUCUAUUUCACGUCAUCUGCAUUCAGGAACAGUCCAGCUGAGGAUAGUUUUGCAGAUUUUAACUGAGACAAUUUUGUCUGGAUCUGAUGUUUCGGUGUAAGACACUACUAGCUUUUGGCAGAUUAGAUUCAUAUUAGAUCAGAUGGAGUGUAGAGUGGACAGUGGUUUUACAGUUUGAAAGGCCCUUUUCAUUCUCACAGCCUGUUGUGAUGCUAUCACAAUCUUCUGUUGCAUUCUGGAUGGAGAAGUUCCACUGCAGCCAUGUUUAGAAGAGAAACACCACACUAUUCAUAUGUAAGUCACAUGUACUAGUAGUUUGGUCUAGGAAAGUUCAAUUAUCUGUGGACAUGUACUAUUUUUUUCAUAGAAACCUUGAAUCCAAACCUUGGAUCAGUGACAUCAAGAUAUACAAUCUUUACAUGUCUCCCUCUGUCAGUUUUAGAAAGGGAAAAAUUCAAUAGUAAACGUCCACAAAUUGAGCUGUCCUGGGCCUUAGGAAAUACACUAUGAAUACUGCUUUUCUGUAGUCCAGCCUUUUCAACUUUCACUGCGACAUUGAGCGUGCAAAUACACGAUGUACAUAUUUACGUAACGCAUUCUUAAAAUGGAAUAAGCUAGUGGUUUGUGCCAUUAUCGUACCAUGGGACUGCCUCCUGAGGAACUUUUUCUAUCUAUACAUUCCAAUUGGAUGCCUUGACUUAAGCCUUCUCUUGUGCGUCCGAAUGAGGGAGACAGUUGUCGCAGGAGGUCGUUCUUUGCAGCGCUUGUACAAUGGUCUCCAUUUUUGUGUAACAUUUUUGUUCAGGACAGCCUCCUGCCUUGACAGGAGGACGCGUACAUGGAGGCAGCCCCUUCUUACGGGCUUCACUUGAUGGCUAGAGUUCCAUGUUUGUUUGGCCCUAAUAAGGCUCAAUGUUUUGUAUAUAUAUGUAACACCUUACAACAUUUCAGCAUAUUUUAUAGGAUAAAAGGAAACAGGCGUACUACCAGAAUGAGACAAUCCAUGCAUUUUGACAUCAGAAUUACUCAGGCCUUUUCUGAAGGGACAUUACUUGAGUGUCUUUUUCAAAUGGUAUGCUUUGUAUCGGCACAGUUCCUUGGCCUGUAGUCACUUUCUCAGUCACAAACUCUCAAGAAUCUGUGUAUGUAUACGCACAACAAAUACUUUGACACUCUGAAGGACUUAACCCUAUAUUAUUUAAGACCCUCAUUGUUGAACUUCACACUAAAAAAACAAUGACUUAAGCUGCUCUUCAUGUGUUAACGUGGACUACCUGAAAAAAAUAAAAAUAAAAACCUCCUUGGACAGGGUUAAGAAACACUGUUAAUUAUGUAUACAUUUUAUUGACUCUUUAGUCAUUUUUUCCCCAUGCAGCUUAAAUAAAUAACACACAUUUAGUAAGGAUGAUAUAUGUGAUCUUUGAUUAAGUGAAAGCAGGAGGCUUUAUGGCAACAUUGUGCUACUUUCUUUGCCUCUUUCUUUCAUUACUAAAUUCAACUUUGGGACCCACUCUCCCAAGUUUCACCUCAUUAAUGUCUGAACAUGCUGAUUAAAACAUUCCAGUGGACGUUAAAAAAGGAAACUACAGUUCAGGCAGUUUGAAUUGAUUUGAAAGGUUUUUAUGUUAGUUGGUGUUUGUAUGAGUGAAAAGAGUACUGAGCGACACAUGCCACACAUUUCAUUUUGUAUUAUUACUUCAGAUUUAUGACGUAGCUUGCUAUUCCUAGUCAUUACAACCAGAAUUCGAUUUUUUUUUCUUUGCUGUUAUGUGUUUGUUCUACCCCUAGUUCCUAAGAUGAAUUGAUCGGAAGGAUAUUGCGUGUGUUCAAUGUCUCAAGUGGUUUCUUGUAUGCCUUGUAAAAAAAAAAGUGAUGGUGGGGUAAAUGCUGUAAAAUUCGUACAAGUUGGUCGUUGAACAUUAUAGUAGUUGUAAUUUGGUUUUGCACUGUUACAUUGAUAUGCACUAACAGAAAAAGAAACAUACCUCAUUUUAUACAGAACAUAAAUUGUGCAAGAGUGCUUUUGUUCUUUGGGUACCUUUUUAAAAACGGCCAAAAGAAUGAUCUCAACUUGGUAGCGGUCGCUCUUAAGCCAGCUGAACAAUAUUAAUUUGUAAAAGUAUGAAAGGGCUGUUUAAAUGUUCUGGCUUAAAUUGAAUGAGUACAUUUUUUUUUUUUUUUUUUAAAUAGUACCACUUCAAUAGAACUUGCUGCAAUUUGAUAUAUUCAGAUUAGCGGUACACCUAUACCAGUCAAAGUGCUACCAGUACAAAGGCCUGAGUACCAGCACACAGCUUAUAGAUGAUGAAGGUAAGCUAUGGACUACAACUAUAGAUAGAUGGAUGUCAUUUGAUUGGUUUAACAGGAGCUGAAAUUAUGUUUUUGUAGACAACACUGGUACCGACUCUAUGGGCAAAAAAUGGUGUAGGUGCACCCUUAAUUCAAGUAGUUAUUUUUCCAGUCCAGAUUCCAUCAUGUGACUACACAACUUUUCACAAACGGGUCAUUCACCCAAACUUUUAACAUGAUACAACAGGAGGACAGGCUGCUUUAUGGGGCUUGAGUGUUGUCAUCUAUGUAGCAGAGGGAGCAGUUUACUCUUGUUUUAUGAAACACAAAUCCAGAGUGCUGAACAAUCUGAAGGGAGAAGUUUUCAUUAAUGCAAUAUCAAACUCCCAGAUCUUACUUUGUGGUGCAUGUAUAGUGUUGACUGGAAUGUUAGGCAGGGUAAAAGUUUCAUUAUUAACUACCCCAAGAAUAUACUUCCCACUGUUUGGCCAUGAUGGUUAUAUAUAACGUUGCAUAAAACAUACAAGCAAAAGGAAGGUGUUUGUGAAUAUGGGAGGUUACUCAUUUGUGUUAAUUUCAAUGUUCAUCUAUCGACAUAAAUGACCAAAUAAUGUAUGUAGCCUUUCACAAUACAGUCACAUAAUGUAUAUGGUGAUAUAUAUAUAAAUAUAUAUAACAAAAUGCCUUAUAGACGAGGGACAUUCAACCUGAUUAGAAGUACCAGGAAAAUAAAAGACUAAGAUCAAUAGUUGCUUCGUUGUCAUUUUUGUAAUAACUUAGAAGACAAUCUGAUAUAUCAUGUUCAACCUCUAAAAAAGGUAUUAUCAGGGGUUAAAGUUCUCAGGCACCAUCCCUGAUUUCAGGCAUAAAGCAGUUUUAAAUUCAUAUAAUAAUUGAUUCAAUACAUUGUACAUAUUUCC